CUAGUGCAUGACGGCUUCAUCUCAGCUUCAGCUAAAGAGCAAACCGACAUCAGCUGAGUUUUCCUUGUAGCAAAGGAAUUUAUCAUCACGUAAAAUUCAAGAAUAGCAUUUUACAAAGUUACAUAUUAGCUGUUAAACUAAUGAAAUAGCUAGCUGCCAUCUAUCGUAACCACAGAAACAAGGCAGAGGCAAAGGAGAAAUAACAAACCCGGCAAACAAAGAGGUCCUUUUUUCAACGACAACAUUUUUCCUCCAUAUUCAAUAGUUAUGAGUCAUGUGGCCGUCGAAAAUGUCCACGGUCUAGAGCAGCAGCUCGCUGUCCUAGACUUAAGUGCGGCAGACGGACAAGGUGGAUUACCUAACCGGCGAUAUAUUCCUCCACAUUUACGGAACGACGCUUCCAAAAAUGCAGGAAAUGCCUUUGCUGCUGGUCGACCUGGUGGCUACACCAUAGCGCCCCCGGCCAACUAUGGUUGGGACGGGGGACGCAACAACUUUGUCAAUGGCUACCAUGACAACCGCAUGGCUGGCAACACGUUUAACCGUGGCCCGCCUCGUAUGGAGCGGGGCAGAGGUGGCGUCGGAGGAGGUUACCGUGGCAACAGGGGCGGAGCCUUCAACCCCAUCAACCCAGCACAGCCAAUGGCCUUUGGUGGAUAUGAAAAUAAAGACGCAGGCGGCUGGAACACUGCUAAAGACAGUUAUGGCAGUUUUGGCAACAGCCGAGGGAAAUCUGCAUUCUUCAAUGACAGAGGCAAUGCUAACAGAGGGAGGUUUGACCAUGGUGGAUUUGGUGGUGGUGGAGGAGGAGGAGGAAACAACCGAUGGGUGGAGGAGUCCAGGGAAGAGGGAGACUGGUCCAAACAAACACCACGUAACGAACGCCUUGAACAUGAGUUGUUCGCCGCCAGUAACACCGGGAUUAACUUUGAGAAAUACGAUGACAUUCCUGUUGAGGCCACAGGACAGAACUGCCCUCACCACAUCGAAAGUUUCCAAGAUGUGGACAUGGGUGAGAUUGUCAUGGGUAACAUUGGUCUGAGUCGCUACACCAGACCGACUCCUGUCCAGAAAUAUGCCAUUCCUAUUGUCAAGUCAAAGCGAGACCUCAUGGCCUGCGCACAGACAGGUUCUGGGAAGACUGCAGCGUUCUUGCUGCCGAUUCUCAGCCAGAUCUACACCGAUGGACCAGGAGAAGCUCUUAACGCAGCUAAAGCAUCUGGACAGGAGAAUGGAAAGUACGGACGUCGUAAGCACUUCCCCAUCUCACUGGUAUUGGCUCCAACCAGAGAACUGGCACUGCAGAUAUAUGAUGAAGCCAGGAAGUUUUCCUACCGCUCCAGAGUGCGUCCCUGUGUUGUGUAUGGAGGAGCAGACAUUGGCCAGCAGAUAAGAGAUCUAGAAAGAGGCUGCCACCUGCUGGUGGCCACACCUGGAAGACUGGUGGACAUGAUGGAGAGGGGCAAGAUUGGACUAGACUACUGCAACUACCUGGUCCUGGAUGAGGCAGAUCGUAUGUUGGACAUGGGAUUUGAACCACAGAUAAGACGCAUCGUAGAACAGGACACCAUGCCGCACAAAGGCAUCCGACAAACCAUGAUGUUCAGCGCAACCUUUCCUAAAGAGAUCCAGAUCCUGGCCAGGGAUUUCCUGGAGGACUACAUCUUCCUGGCAGUGGGCAGAGUGGGUUCCACCUCAGAGAACAUCACUCAGAAGGUUGUGUGGGUGGAGGAAAGCGAUAAGCGGUCUUUCCUCCUGGACCUGCUCAGUGCUACAGGUAAGGACUCGUUGACUCUGGUUUUUGUGGAGACCAAGAAAGGCGCGGACGCCUUGGAGGACUUCCUGUAUCGGGAGGGCUACGCCUGCACCAGUAUCCAUGGCGACCGCUCCCAGAGAGACCGAGAGGAAGCCCUGAGCCAGUUCAGAUCAGGAAAAUGCCCCAUUCUGGUGGCCACAGCGGUAGCAGCUCGGGGUCUGGACAUCUCCAACGUGAAACAUGUUAUUAACUUUGACCUGCCCAGCGACAUAGAGGAGUAUGUCCACCGUAUUGGACGUACAGGACGUGUCGGAAACCUGGGGCUUGCCACAUCAUUCUUUAAUGAUAAAAAUGGGAACAUAACUAAGGACCUGCUGGACAUUCUGGUAGAGGCCAAACAAGAAGUUCCCUCAUGGCUUGAGAGCCUGGCCUAUGAACACCAGCAUAAGAGCAGCAACAGAGGACGCUCUAAGAGGUUCGCUGGUGGUUUUGGAGCGCGUGAUUAUCGCCAGACGGCUGCCGGAGGCACCGCUGGAGGGUUUGGAGGACGUGGAGGUCGCAACCAGGCAGGACAUGGAGGAACCCGCGGGUUUGGAGGAGGUGGUUUUGGUAACUUCUACACCAGCGACGGCUACGGAGGGAACUACUCACACUCUCAAGUAGACUGGUGGGGCAACUAGGUUCCUCCUUUCCCCCUUUACUCAUCCCUCUUUCUUCUUCUCACAGAUUCCUCCUUCCCUUCUCCACACUUGUCUGGACCUUAUCCAUCUCUUCCCCUUCAUUAACCCAAAGAACCCACGUGCAUGUUAUUAAACUAUUUAUACUCAUUUAUAUAGCCCUCCUUCCAUCCCUACGCACUCAGAUAUUUUAAUUCUUUUCCUUUACCUGUCCUUUCCAUCUCCACCUUCGUCUUUAAUGUUCCCCAUCUUUUCUUCUUUCUUAAUUUUUGUUAAAUCUCAACUCUUAAAUAGGCCACAGUAUAAAGGGAUUUCUUCAAUUUCAGUUGGUGUAAAAUAGUAGCUUACACUAGCUAGCUACCAGCUAGCACCAUCUUUGAGUUUCAGUAAGGACAUUUUGAACUAUUUCCCCUCUGUGGCAAGUGCUUGAA
This is a messenger RNA of Perca flavescens (yellow perch), 2864 nucleotides long. RefSeq names its product ATP-dependent RNA helicase DDX3X. NCBI's taxonomy places the organism in Eukaryota, Metazoa, Chordata, Actinopteri, Perciformes, Percidae. Gene Ontology annotation, molecular function: RNA helicase activity; nucleic acid binding; ATP binding. The transcript is spliced from 19 exons. The record is from RefSeq and is a predicted model, not a curated record. Bases 268 to 2436 code for a protein of 722 amino acids.